CUCCUCCCAGGCUCUGUGACAACCCCAUGUCGGAGGCCGCUGUGCAGUGCCUCGGAGCCGCCAUCGCCGGGAACCGCUCCCUGUCGCACCUGUCGCUCGCUCGCACCUGCCUGGGGGAUGUGGGGGUGGAAGCUCUGGCUGGACACCUGGAGGCCAACACUCACCUGAAGGAGCUGAACCUGGCCUACAACCAGCUGAGUGACCAGGCCGCACUCCGGCUAAUGGAGGUCGCCAAGAAACACCCGACCCUGGAGAAAGUCCACCUGUACUUUAACGAGUUGAGUGAUGCCAGCAAGGCCAGGCUGCGGGGGCUGAGGCCGGGCCGGGACGGUGUGCAGGUGCUGGUGUCGGUGACGGACGGCGUUGACAUCUCCGCGUACUGGGCCCUGGUCCUGGCCAACGUGGAGCGCAGCCCCGCCGGGGACCGGCAACUCAUCGCCGAACGACUCGCGCUCUUCCGGAAAGACCUGAGCGAAGGCCGGCAUCAGACGUGGAACCCGUGGAAGAAAGUCAAGUUCCUGCGGGUGGAGUACGGAGUCAGGCGGUUACUGAAGAAGAUCGAACGCGGAGCGUAGAGAAAAACAGGGGAGAGGGAGACGGAGGGAGAGAGGGAGAGUGGAGGGGGAGAGAUAUAGGCCCCAAUUCCAGCUCAGCCCUUCUCUCUCACUCACUCCAGUCCCUACUUUGAAUAACAAAAAACACUACCUUCACACUACCCCCCCCCCCCCGAAGCGUUCCACUGUCUCAGUUACACUCGGACCAGCGUGUGGGGGUGGGGGGGGAGUUGGAGGGAAGGGUCGUUUCCAUUCAGGCCACAAUGGGCCCAGAGUUACCACCUCGCUGGCUCCAUUCCUCGCCCUUCCUGAAAUGUUCAUGAAACCAAGAGAAUCUAACCUAAAUUUCCCCCUUUUCACACCGUGGGUGUUUUCACCCCUCUAUUAUUCUACCUUUACACACACACACACACACGCACACUCUCACACAAACUAACUCACACAUAACA
This is a messenger RNA of Callorhinchus milii (elephant shark), 1003 nucleotides long. It is a transcript of the gene nlrx1, whose product is annotated as NLR family member X1. The transcript is spliced from 2 exons. The coding region runs from base 27 to 575 and encodes 182 amino acids. NCBI's taxonomy places the organism in Eukaryota, Metazoa, Chordata, Chondrichthyes, Chimaeriformes, Callorhinchidae. The record is from RefSeq and is a predicted model, not a curated record. Gene Ontology annotation, molecular function: protein binding.